AUGGCUUUUGCUGGUAAACUGGGUACAUGCUCUAUCACUACUGCCGAACUUCGAGGAGCUGUCCAAGGGCUACAAGUGGCUUGGGACGAGGGAUACCGCAGAGUACAACUCCAACUGGAUUCACAAGUUGCAGUCAAGCUGCUACAAGAGAAGGAUAACAGAGACCAUGCCCAAGUCGGGGUGAUGAGCAGAGCACAAGAGCUGUUGUCGAAGCAAUGGGAAGUUGAGGUCCACCACAUCUACAGGGAAGGAAACAAAUGUGCUGACUUUCUGGCCAACCUGGGGCAUACUUUUGAUAUUGGUUUCCACCGUAUCCCGCUCGAUCAUAGUGAUCUGAACAAUUUGAUUUUGUAUGACAGACAGGGCCUUUCAGAGCCCAGGAAUAUUUUAAUAAACUGA
Linum tenue is the source of this 399-nucleotide messenger RNA. The record is from the annotation of a GenBank genome assembly. NCBI's taxonomy places the organism in Eukaryota, Viridiplantae, Streptophyta, Magnoliopsida, Malpighiales, Linaceae.